Lepidothrix coronata (blue-crowned manakin) is the source of this 1693-nucleotide messenger RNA. RefSeq lists its product as uncharacterized. Bases 536 to 1285 code for a protein of 249 amino acids. The transcript is spliced from 11 exons. The record is from RefSeq and is a predicted model, not a curated record. Lineage: Eukaryota; Metazoa; Chordata; Aves; Passeriformes; Pipridae.
CAAAGUCUAAAAUUGCAUCUGACCUCUGUGUGUGCAGAGACGCCAGUUAAUGUCACCACAAUAUUUCAAUGCUUCACAAAUUCUAAUGUUUUCUUUGCCACUACCAAAGAUAUAUUUGUUGUCACAAGUCCAGCUUUUCUACUUCAGAGGCACUCAUCACUUGGAGAGGCAGCGCACAGAAAGGACACCUUUGAACAGUGAAGGCAAGCCACAGGCCAGAUUUCUGCAGGGAUUUUUGAAGAGGAAAGGGCACAAAUCAAAAAGCAUUGAAAACACUAUUUGACUGACAGACUGUUUUUACUAACCCAUGAUGAUGAUGGUGAACUGGAAUGAAGAAUGAGAAAGAAUACUAAACUGUCAGUGCCCGGGUCUACGAGACUGGUGAGAACAGCUCUUCUUAUCUGUUAAAAUUGGUGGAUCUGGCAAAACAAAAACUGAAACAAAGGCUCUCCCAAAUCCCAUCCCAACAACCUGUCAGUGCUCCCUGGAGCAGCAUUGGUGGUUUCUGACCCUGCACUGGAAUCACUCUGCUGGGAUGUUUUCUGCUCAGCGCUGGGGCCAGUUUUGCUUCCUGAACUUCAAGGGUGUCAUCCUAGUUACACAGGAAAGAAAAUGGCCUUGUUGUGAAUCCUACCAGUGUGGAGGCAGGCGAAGGCCUAAGCAUGCAUCUCCUCCUGUGCCGCUGCUGCUGGGGACACCAACACACUGCAGUCAUCCCACCACUGCCGGCCCUUUGGAUGGACCUGCUACGUUAUGUGACAUGGAUCAUUUCCAGUCAGCCUUGUAUCUGUCCAAGAUCUUGAAUAAGCCUGGGAUGGAAACUGGGAGUCAGUGGAAGAUAAGGAGCCCAGGUGUGAUGUGCUUAGAGACAGGACUGCUGAGAAGUCUGCAGGUGAGGGGAUUUUGCAAAUCAAACAAAGCUCUGAUGAGACUUCCACCUCCUUUCCAAAAAAACACCAAGACCAUGGAAAAAUUGUUUCCAAGAAGAAGACUUAUACCUUGCUCCUCAUCUGCACAGAAGCCAUUGCCCGAGAUUUAUCGUUGCAAACGCUCUGAAAGGCACCUUUUCACACAGGCCUUGGAAUCGCCCCUCUCCCUCUGCAGUGCUGCCAUGGUUGCCAGGAAGGAAGGAGCGCAAAGGCAGCUGCCUCAUCCCACUGCGCUCUGCCGGGUCCUGCUGCUGCCUCCGCUCGAUGCCGCUCACACGGGCGAAGGAGAAGAACGUGCUUACUGCGAGGGCAGAGUUGCAGAGAAGAAGGAUGGAGAAAGCUCCACUGGGAUUUAGGAUGGUGCCCACGGCAGUCAUCACCUCCUGUCCCCACCAUUACUGUUCAUUGUUGUUCCUCAUUUAUUCUCAUGGCUGCUCAGCAUUUCCUUCUGUUGACCUACACAAGCCAGGAGGGGGGAGCAUUACACAGGACACAGAAUUGCCCCCAGAUCUUGUUAAAGCUGUUCUCUGCUUUCACACAGAGCAAAAAACCUCAGGAGAGGAAAAGGGCAGCACUUGUGGAUUUUCUGCUAUAUACAGAUUUAUCAUGAUAUAUAGCAAAUGGACUGAACCAAAUGACUUAGUGGCCAAUAUAAUCAUAUCACAAAGGUAACAAGCUUCUGGCACCUGUUUAAGCUGCUUCUAACAGAAGUUGAAUGUAGCUUUCAGAAUACAUUUCUAUUCCUUUUUUUUUCCUAUGCAAAU